GCCCUCCCUGGGCGCAGGCGGGGAUCUCGAGGCCCCUCCGGAGUCAUGGGCACAACUGUGGCUCUUCCGCUUCCUGGUGAACGCCCUGGGCUAUGCCAGCUUCAUGGUUCCCGGCUACCUCCUGGUGCAGUACUUCAGGCGGAAGAACUACCUGGAGACAGGCAGGGGUAUCUGCUUCCCCCUUGUGAAAGCCUGUGUGUUUGGCAAUGAGCCCAAGGCCUCCGAUGAGGUCCCCCUGGCUCCCCGGACAGAGGUAGCAGAGACCACCCAGAUGUGGCAGGCCCUGAAGCUGCUCUUCUGCGCAGUGGGGCUGCAAGUGUCCUAUCUGACUUGGGGUGUGCUACAGGAAAGAGUGAUGACCCGCAGCUACGGGGCCACAGCCACAUCGCCUGGUGAGCGCUUCACAGACUCGCAGUUCCUGGUGCUAAUGAACCGUGUGCUGGCGCUCCUCGUGGCAGGCCUCACCUGUGUCCUCUGCAAGCAGCCUCGACAUGGGGCACCCAUGUACCAGUACUCCUUUGCCAGUCUGUCCAAUGUGUUCAGCAGCUGGUGCCAGUAUGAAGCUCUCAAAUUUGUCAGCUUCCCUACCCAGGUGCUGGCCAAGGCCUCCAAGGUGAUCCCUGUCAUGCUGAUGGGGAAGCUGGUGUCACGGCGCAGCUAUGAGCACUGGGAGUACCUGACGGCUGGCCUCAUCUCCGUUGGGGUCAGCAUGUUCCUGCUUUCUAGCGGCCCAGAGCCUCGCAGCUCCCCAGCUACCACACUCUCGGGUCUCCUCUUACUAGGUGGCUAUAUUGCCUUUGACAGCUUCACUUCCAACUGGCAGGACGCUUUGUUUGCCCACAAGAUGUCAUCCGUGCAGAUGAUGUUUGGGGUCAACUUCUUUUCCUGCGUCUUCACAGUGGUCUCACUCCUCGAACAGGGUGCCCUCCUGGAAGGGACCCGCUUCAUGGGGCGGCACAGCGAGUUUGCAGCCCAUGCCCUCCUGCUCUCCAUCUGUUCUGCCUUUGGCCAACUCUUCAUUUUCUACACCAUCGGGCAGUUUGGGGCUGCCAUCUUCACCAUUAUCAUGACCCUCCGCCAGGCCAUUGCCAUUCUCCUCUCUUGCCUGCUCUAUGGCCACACUGUCACUGUGGUGGGUGGGCUGGGGGUGGCUGUGGUCUUUGCUGCUCUCCUGCUCAGAGUUUACGCCCGGGGUCGGCUAAAGCAGCGAGGAAAGAAGGUUAUGCCUGUUGAGUCCCCUGUGCAGAAGGUUUGAGAGCCCAAGAGUUCAUUGACAGGACUGUUUUCUCUGGCCUCUUUCACUCUAGCUUCCCAGAGGCCUUGACUCAAAGGUAGUCAUGGUUUUCAGUACCAGGAUGGCUCUGCAGGUGGGCUAGGACCCAGCAGGCAGUCUCCCUUGCCUUAAGCCACCUGUGCCACAUACAGGUGUCCUGUGGCAGUUGCUUUCCAGAUCAAGUCUGGACCAGCUGUGGGCUGCCACCAGUCCUGACCUGUGCUGGUCCCCACCUGGCUACUUUCCUUUCAGACCUCACCUGACUUGCAUUUCUUACUCUGGUGAGAAGAGCACAAGUGUUGCAGACUUCAAAUGCUGCUUCCUAGGGGUACAGAAGAGGACUGUGCUGUGCUGGGAAGGGGUGGGAACCCUGCCCAGUGCUUGCUGCUGUGCCCCUGGGCUGAGGCCCUGCCUGACAUGGGUACAGGUUUUGGUACUCUGGAAAUGUCACAUUUUACUCAUUUUAUUAAACUGCUGCAGUGGACUUGG
Messenger RNA from Fukomys damarensis (Damara mole-rat), 1762 nucleotides. It is a transcript of the gene Slc35b2, whose product is annotated as solute carrier family 35 member B2. NCBI's taxonomy places the organism in Eukaryota, Metazoa, Chordata, Mammalia, Rodentia, Bathyergidae. The transcript is spliced from 3 exons. The record is from RefSeq and is a predicted model, not a curated record. Gene Ontology annotation, biological process: transmembrane transport. Gene Ontology annotation, cellular component: endoplasmic reticulum membrane; Golgi membrane. Bases 104 to 1255 code for a protein of 383 amino acids. Gene Ontology annotation, molecular function: 3'-phosphoadenosine 5'-phosphosulfate transmembrane transporter activity.